GGUGAUUUAUUCAUGUAAUCUAUAUUAUUUAAUAAAGAGAUGAACGAAUAUUACUAAUAGUAAUAAUAAUAAUAAUAAUAAACAUAGGGUUAGUUACAAGGAAUCUCAUUGUACACUUACACUAUUCAUGAGCGUCGGUCAAUUGCACACAUACAUACAGAGAUAUUGAUAUUUGAACAGGAAAACACAAUCAUACAUUAUACUUAAUUAAAUAAUAAGGAAAAUGCCCAGUUGUACAACAGUUCACAUUUAUCAAAGUUACUUGGAUUGAAUCUUUGUGUUUUAAUAUUGUUUGUAAAUAAACUUUAAAAAAAAAAGGAAAAGCAGAAACAUUCUAGUCCAGAUUUAUUUUAUGAUAAUAAUAAUAUUUGACUUUUGUAAACAGUAUAGCUGGAAAUAGUUCAUUUACUUUCAGUCUAUUAUACAUAUACGAUUAUUUACUUACUUAUUUACUUACGCCUGUUAGCCCUCGUGGAGGAGCAUAUGCCGCUCAUCAGCAACGUAUACAAUUGCUUUUUUGGAAUAUUCAACUUUAUUUGUAUAUAGUACAUACCUAUUACAAGUAAAUAAACACACACACACACACAUUUAUAUAUAUUGCAUGGGUGAUUUUAUUCCAUUUCACAUUGUUAUCACGGAUCUUUAUCACAUUGAAUAGUUUAUUCAAUAAUAAUGUUUAUUAUUAAUAAGGAAACAGUUAAAAAUUAUCCAUCAUCAAUAAAUUGUGAUAUAAACAAAUGAAUUUACAAAUUCUUAUAUUAUUAUAUCAUUAUAAUUUAUAUUAUUGUUUCAUUCAAAUUAUAAUUAUAUGUAAUCAAAAUUUUAUUUAUUCAAUUUGUAAUUUAUUGAUUCAAUCAAUUAUUGAUUAUAUUUACAUUUUAUUGAUUAUUUUUAUCAUCAUUAAAACAUUGAAUUAUCAAAAAAUUAAACAAAUUUUCAUUAUUCAUUUGUAUAACAAGUGUUUACCAACCAUUACUACUACCACUAAUACUACUAAUAAUAUUACUAAUAAUAUUGUUAGUAGUAUCAGUAGUUCAGUUAUUUUCUUUAUUCAAUCAUUAUAUUCUUAUUAUUUAAAUCUAUUCUAUUUAUUAAAAUUAUGUUCAUAGAAUUAUUUGAUUGGAGAUGGUAUCAUUAUUAUUAUUAUUAUUAUAAAAAUUGGAAAUCAAUAAUAAUCAUUUAUUUGAAAUCGAUAAUUUAUAUGGAUUUAUUAAUUUUAUUAUUAAAUUUAAACAAAAUUCAAUCAAAUUUUAUUAAUCAAUCAAAUAUGUCUUUCAAUAAAAACAUAUCUUAUAAUUUAUAUAAUAAUAAUAAUAAUAUAAAAAAUCAAUACAUUAUUGAUUAUCAUCAUAAUAUAUCAAAUAUUCAAAUAAUUCAUAAAAUUGAACGUCGAAGUAAUUUAAAACAACAACAAGGACAACAUCAAGGACAACCUGAAGGACGGCAGAAACAAAUCACAAAUUAUAAUGAACCUGAAGAAAUUACAAUACCUGAUUAUACAUUACCAUAUCAAGAUGUUAAAUGUAUGGAAUUUAUUCAAUCAACUGAAAUUAAAUAUAUAAAAGAUUCAUCAAUGUUAAAUGGUUUUUUUGGUAUGUCUAAUUUACCUAAAAGAACAAUUGAAUAUAGUUUUCAAACACCUAAUUAUCCAUCACCAUAUCCAUUAAAUAUUGAAUGUAUUAAAGUGAUUGCUGCACCUACAGAUCAACAUCGUAUUGUGUUACAUUUUCGUGGAACAUUUGAAUUAGAACCAGAAUCACAUUGUACAACAGAUUUUUUAGAAAUAAGAGAUGGUGCUUUUGGAUUUACUACAUUAUUGGGAAGAUUUUGUUCAAAACAAGUACCUGAUUUAGGCGCUGGUCUCAUAUCAACUGGUCAGUAUAUGUGGUUACGAUUUCAUAGUGAUUCAACUAUUGCUCAUAGAGGAUUUCAAGCAGUUUAUCGGUUUAUUCAAACAGGUUCACACAAGCCAACGGAUAGUGUUUCACAUGUACAGUUUCAAAUAAAUUUACAACCUGGACAAGCAUGGAAAUUAGAUGAACAAUAUCUAUUAAUGAAAAUGGAAAAAUUAUCAUCAAAAAUUCAACAAUUACCAUUAGAAGUGGCCUUAGAUAUUAGAUCAACAAAUGGAACAUAUAUCAUGUUACAUAUUGAUCAUGUACAAGUUCCUCAAUCAGCAGCAUGGAGUUGUCAACCAGAAUCAACUUUUACAAAAUUAACAAGAAUUAAAUGCCUUACUGGUGAACCUAUUGUAUUUGGUUUAGAAAAAAAAAUUAAUGGUAAUGAUGUUACAGACUCAGGUUUAAAUAAAUUAUCAUUACAAGAUCCUUCAUCAAUUAUUGAUGGACAACAUACAUUUUUUGAAGUAUAUCCAGGUAAAACAAUAUCACAAUUUGUACCACCAUGUCCUAAAAUUAUCAGAUUCUGUGAUAAAACUAUAGGUCUAUUAAAAUUACCAAAAAAUCAUGGUUCUGAUAGAGAUUUUUAUAUACGUUAUCCACGUCUUAUUAUUCGUAUUGUAAUUGCAUCACCAUAUUUAAAACCAGAUUUAUUAGAUACAAUUAAAACACGUCGUGAUUUAAAAUAUAAUGAUAAUUAUCAAUACUACUAUCAUAACAAUUUCAGUAGUAAUAAUUCAUUGGAAAAAAGUAAUAUGAAUGAUUCAUCCUUACAUCAUCGUCGUCAUCCUCAUCAACAUCUUCAUCAUCGUCGACGACGACGUCAAACAGUGAAUAAUGAUAAAAUUAUUGAAAAAUUACAAGAAUAUAUGCCAAAAUUUAUUUUUAUAUUAACAAGCCUGAAACGAAAACCAGUUGAUGGUAAACCAUGUGUCAAGGAUUGGGAAGCAUGUGAUUCAGAAGUUUGUAUACCAAAACGUUUAUGGUGUGAUGACAUAAUUAAUUGUCCUCAAUGGCAAGAUGAAGGAGGCCACUGUACACGUUCAAGCUUACAUCCAAAUGUAUUAGGUCCUGACGGUCAACUAAUACAAGAUACUAGUAAAAGUGCAUUUGAAUUAAGAAAAGAACAAGAGCAACUUGAAGCGGAAGCGGAACGUUUGGCUGCUCAAAAAUUACAUUUAUCUAUAUUGGCCACUUUAGGCUUAAUAUUGUUGAUUGUCACAUCCACAUGUAUAUUUAUGACUAUACGUCGUCGUCGACGUGAAACAGCCCGACAAUUUAUAAAAUCUAAAGAAGAUGAACAAAAUAUACAAUCAGGUAAAAUGAAUGAUAGACGUUUACAACGAUUAAAUCAUGUUAUGUCUACUGGUGUAUUAUUAGAAGGAAGUAAUCAUUUGAAUAAAGAUAAUAAUAAUCAUAAUAACCAUAAAAAGAAACCAAUAUUCAGUUUAUCUAAUUCAAGCUUAACCCAAGAUAAUCAAUAUUCAAAUACUACUACUACUACUAAUAAUAAUCAAUCAAUGAUGAUGAUGCGUGAAUUGAAAUCUAUGAAAAAAUCUGAUAGCCGAAAUACUACAAUGAUUUGGAAUAGUACUGAUAGUAUUCAUGCACCGUUGCUAUGGCAACGUAAAAGUGAGAAUAUCAAAUUACCAUCCUCUUCACAAUGUCAAAUGAAUUCACAAAAAAAUCUUAUUAAAUAUUCAUUCAUUAAAACAAAAGGUAAUAAUAAUAAUUCUGAUGAAAAAAUAUCCAAAAAGAAGAUUAAUCCUAUGAAACAAUAUUCAAUUGACAAAGAAACUGUUGAAUGUAUUCCAUUACAAGGUACCAAUACUACUACUACUAAUAUUAAUAAAAGUAGUAUUGGUAAUGUAAAUAAAACAAUGAAUGAAUCAAUUAGUUUACCGAAUACAACAAUUAGUUCAGUUAGAACAAUGACAAAUACAUUACAUGAUAAAUCAAUUCAACCAUUAUUAUUAACACAUACAUAUGGAUCAUAUCCAAUAACAUCAUAUGAACAAAAUGAUAUAUGUGAAUGGAAUAAACAUACAUUUGUACAAAAACGAAUGAUUGAACAACAACAACAAGAACAAAUUAAAAGAAGUGGAAAUAAAACAGAAUCCCAUUCUGUUUUAUCCAGUCCACAAAAUCAUGGAAAUUGGAUAGCAACUAAUAUUUAUCCUAAAAUAGAUAAAGAAUUACCUAUUAUAACCAAUACACAUCUAUCACAAACUGAUCAUAAUUUGAAACAAAAAAUUUCUAAUAUAAAUAGUACUAUAAAUCGUACACAAUCAUGGGGUGGUGGUUUACGUUACAAUAAUAAUAAUAAUAAUGUACAUAUAUAUUGUGAACAUGAUAAUCAAUCACCAUCGUUACAAUAUUUACGUCAUUUCAAACCAUCCCAACUAUCAUCUAUACCAAAAUGUCAAUUAUAUUCUGUUAGUAAUAGUCAAGAACAUUUAUAUCGUAUUAAAAGAUCUGAUACUUAUGUCAGUAUGCCUGAUGUCAAUGGAUUACAUGAUAACAAUAAUAAUAAUCAAUUUACAAAUUAUCAUCAUAAAAUGUUUAUGAAUACUAAACAAUUUAUUCCGACAACAUCUACAUCAUUAACCUGUGGUGUCGGAUUACUCAAUAUUGUUACAUCAUCAUCAACAAUUUGUACAGGACAAUUCAUUACAUCAUCAUCGAAAGAUUAUCGACCACCACAAGCUAAACGUCCACGUAUUAUUAAUUCAUUAAUAUCAUCCACUAUGACAUCAAAUAAUGAUAAUAAUAAUAAUAAUGUAGUUAGUAAUGUGAAUAAAUUAUCUAGACAUACAACUCCUAUACAUAAUGAGAAUAAUUUGAAUAAUACAGUAGUAUCACAUCUUACCACUACUACUACUAUUACUAGUACUAGUAGUAAUAGUACUAGUAGUGAUAAAAGUAGUAUUAGUAGUAAUCCUUAUUGUUGUAGUGGUAGUGAACAUUCACAUAUACUUUUAAAUCCUAACUAUCAACAUUUACAUCAUCAACAUCAUCAUUCACAGUCUCCACAUAAUCAUCAUCAUCAAAUUCUUUAUCCAUCAGUUGGAAUACAGAAUGUUUUAUUGACUGAUGAUAAGUUAUCAUGUAAUAGACGAAUUUAUGGUUUAAAUGAUUUUCAACAAAAUAUGUUAAUGUAUGGAUCGAAUACUUCAGCGGUGGAUAAUAUUCGUACAAAUAUAGAAAGAUAUAAAUAUCACAAAGAUGAUAAUGAUGACGAUGAAGAAGAGGAUGAUGAUGAAGAGGAAGAAGGAUCAAAUGAACAAAGAGAGGGAGAUUGCAGGAAUCGUCUAAAAGAAAUUUCAAGACGAACAAAUCUUAUCGUAACUACUGACCAUGUAGAAGAUGAUGAUGAUGACAACGAAGACGAAACAACCUUAUCCAGGACAGAUUCAAAAAAUAGUUUAGAGUUAUUGAAGGGAGAAGGUGAAACAGAUAUGGAAAACUCAGAAAAUUCACCAGUCAAUAAUUCAACUUCCAUAUCUGAAACAGAUACAUCACAAAAUGCUUGUAGUACACAUGAAGAACCAAUCAAGAUUAUUAUUUAUCAAUCUGAACCUUAUGGACAUCGAACUAUUAGCCAUUCAUCAUUAUCACCGACAAAAUCAAUUUCCCCACACUCAUCUCCAAAGCAUCAACAACAUCACUAUCGUCAUCAUCAUCAAUAUAAACCAAAAUAUGUAACUGAUAGAGAUAAAAGUAGUCAUUUACAAAUUAGAUCAGAUGAUCAAAAUAUUUCUGAGACGUCAACUGAUUUAAUCUAUGAAUAUGAAGCCUAAAUAAAAAGCCAAACUUAAAAGUGCCUAAUUCAUAUACAUACAUAUAUAUACAUUAUUUCAACGUACCUUCAGAAAUCUUUGAAAGCACUUAAUAGACAUUCUAAGAAUAGUGUAUUUAUAUGCCUUAAUGAUAGAGUUCAUAGUGAUUCCCUAAUCAAAUCUCUAUCAUACUAUACAAAUAUUUAUAUUCAAUACAACUGAUUACAUAACCUGAGAGUGUUCUUUCUAUGGUAACAAAGAAGAAAGGCAAAAACCAAAAAAAAACAAUCAACUUUGAUAGUAAGAAUAUGAACAAUUUUAAAACAUCUCCAAAUCCGCCCCACCCACCCCCGCCGCUGAAAAACAAAUCAAUUAUUUUUAUCUAGGUUUUUGUUUAAAAAAUAAAAUCUCAUUAGAAAUAGAGAGAAAAAAAACGAUUUCAUAGUAGGAUAGAUUAAAGGAAAACAACUUUUUUUUUCAUUACCAUUUUUAGAAGAUUUCUUGGUAUGUAUGUCAUUGACAUCUCUUCUUUUUUGUAUUCUCUCCCAUGAUAUCUUGUUUAUUACUUUUUAUUGUUUGUUUUUGAUUAAAACUGUACACUGAUGAUUGUAAUUUGAGACACAUAAAACAUUCACCAUUCACAUUGAUCUCUUUUCUAAUCAUAUACAUUGAAUCUAUAAAGUUGAUAAAUUCGAACUAAUAUAAAAGGGGAAAUCAGUCAAACAAAAUAAAGAUAGAAGUAAUUGUUAUGUGUGUCUCUGUGUGUGUGAAUAUAUUGUGUAGCGGCAGAUUAUAAAUGAGAAAUAAAUCCUGGUGACAAUUUCUUUCUUGAAAUGAAUUAUCAUAUUGUAAAGAUAGUAAUCAUCAACAUUAGAUACCAAUUAUUAUUUGACAGAUCUAUUUUUAUGGUCAAAA
Schistosoma rodhaini is the source of this 6592-nucleotide messenger RNA. The record is from the annotation of a GenBank genome assembly. Lineage: Eukaryota; Metazoa; Platyhelminthes; Trematoda; Strigeidida; Schistosomatidae.